Molecule: messenger RNA, 1597 nt
Organism: Tilletiaria anomala UBC 951
Lineage: Eukaryota; Fungi; Basidiomycota; Exobasidiomycetes; Georgefischeriales; Tilletiariaceae
Product: acid phosphatase/Vanadium-dependent haloperoxidase
Exons: 4
Coding region: 203-1243 (346 amino acids)
Biological process (GO): phospholipid metabolic process
Molecular function (GO): phosphatidate phosphatase activity
Source: RefSeq, a predicted model, not a curated record
GCAGGCCAGCUCUUGAUCAAGGUAUUUCUGAGAAGGUGAAAGCUUCAAACGAUCUCCACAUUGCAUCGGAUUCACCUGCUACUCGGGGAGCCCCCUGUCUUCGCUCACCUUCGAUUGUAACGAGUGUGUUACUACCGUUACUCGGGUGACGGUCGAAGGCCAUUCGACAGUAGAGGCGCGGCGCUGCCACUUGCGAGACGACAUGACCUUGUUUUCGGAUGCGGCCCAGCGAGGCUGGCUGCCUGGUGGCCAAGGCAGCGAUUUGCAGUGGAGCCGAAAUCAACCUCGAAUGAGUCGGGAGCGUCGGGCAAAGGUCAUCAUUGCCUAUCUCCCGGACUGGGUCCUCACGAUCCUACUCGCCGGUGUGCUCGCAAUCAUCAACAAAGCGCACGGCUUCCGCCGAGAAUUCAGCUUGACGGACACUUCCCUUCAGCACACUUACGCCGUGACCGAGCGUGUGCCUGUAUGGCUACUGGUCGUCACGACAGUGAUCAUCCCGAUCGUUCUCAUCGCAUUCAUCGGACUGGUGACCUGCCGCUCAUUUUGGGACUGUCAUGCUGGUUUACUCGGUCUCAUUCUCGCGCACGCGCUUACAGUUACGGCCACAACAAUCAUCAAAGUCACAGUUGGCCGUCCCAGACCAGACGUGAUCGACCGCUGCCAACCGCCCGGCGAAGCAAGUAACGCAUCUCCGUAUGGUCUCGUGACGGAUGCGAUCUGCACCCGUCCCGUGGACAGCAGCAUCAUCACUGAUGGCUUCCGCUCCUUCCCAUCGGGGCACUCGAGCACCGCCUUUGCGGGCAUGGCCUUCCUGUCGCUCUACUUGGCCGGGAAAGUACGACUAUUCGAUCACCGCGGCCACGCCGCGUCAGCAUGGCUGGUCUUCUUCCCAAUGAUCGGCGCCACUUUGAUCGCCAUCUCCAGGUUAGAAGACUACAGGCACCAUCCAACUGAUGUGAUCGCCGGGGGUAUUCUCGGCACUAUCAUCUCCACCACCAUCUACCACCUCUACUACCCACCACUGUGGGACAGGCGCUGUCAGAAGCCGUGGGCGCCGCGUAUUCCGAGGCAGACACUGCCAUCCAACGAGCUUGAAGCGGAGGGGCUCGCGGCUGAGCCCUAUCAUGAGCACGCGAGUGACUCCGCUGGUGGCGCCCAGUGUGUCACUUCCACCGAUGGCUUGCCCACCAUAUCCCCCCAUGGCGCACCGGUGCAGCCGUACAGUCAUCCUAUUACACCAUAGAUAAUCACAAGUUUCCUACCCUGCAACCCGGAAGCAGAGCCUGCAGCCUUUCGAUAACGUAUUGCGCGGUGUUGUUCAGUCGAUGUCCACAGUAUCCCGACGGCAAAGCGAUGGGCGAAAGAGCUGGUUCGGGCUGACGUAGACUUCCCUGCGAUCCCGCUACUACUGCUACUGCUUCCAUAGCCACUACGGCCGCACUAUCACCUGUUUGCUUUUGUGUCUCUAUCUCCGCCUUUGUUCCUCCAUGAAGCAUCAUAGCCAGCUCCAAGCUAGGAAAGGGAGGAAAGGGGGUCAAAUGAAUUGCUCGCUUUUGUCCUUGGGAGGGGCGCUUCAGUGAGAGCUGCGAGAACUGAC